This is a messenger RNA of Colletotrichum acutatum, 999 nucleotides long. RefSeq lists its product as uncharacterized. Bases 1 to 999 code for a protein of 332 amino acids. NCBI's taxonomy places the organism in Eukaryota, Fungi, Ascomycota, Sordariomycetes, Glomerellales, Glomerellaceae. The record is from RefSeq and is a predicted model, not a curated record. The transcript has a single exon.
AUGGCCUUCGUGAUAUGUCUGUUUCGCCGUCGCUCACGAGACGACUACGACCACAGCCUAAAGAGCGAGAUCGGACACCCGAACCCUCGACCAGACACAUCCCCUACGCCCCUUUCAGGUCCCCUAUACGCCAUACGCGAAGGCAUUCGUACGCCUUUGACGCCCCCGCCCCGCCUGCAGCAACGAAGGCUGCUUUCCACCCACGGGAAUCCUGAGAGGCCGAGCAUCAACAUCAGCGUCUCCAUCCCAGGAACUCCCCUCGGCGCCUCGGUCGAGAAGGCAGGCAUCUUCUCGCCGUCUCUCAUCUCGACACCCACGCCCAUAGCAGCCAACAGAGUCCCUCCGAAAUAUGACCGCUCCACGAAGCCAUACUACCGCGUUUCUCCGCCGCCGCCACAGAGUACAUUCGGCCAAGGCACCAGCGGCGGGCCCCGAUACUCCGGAAAGACGUCGAGCAUGAGCAGCGCGGCGAGCAGUCGCACCGCCACCACCGUAUCCAACGUCUCAAGCAUAUUUCCGCACCUCGUGCCCUAUUCGUGGCCAAUGCGGCCUCCGAGGCCUCACGAGAAACCGCUGCUGAUACCGGAUCUGGUGUGUCCUGGUCCCCCACCGGCUCGCUCGCUUCCUCCGGCACCGCCUGGGAGCCCCACGAGUCCCGUGUCCUUUCACAAAAAGUUGCUUCUUCAGCAAUUACAGCAGCAACAGCAACAGCAGAAACGAGGUGGUAGUUUCGAUAGCGUCAGCGCCGCUGUCAGCAACGGGUGGAUUCCUCCUCGGAAUCCGGCGCGGGGCGUGAUGCUGGAGAAGGAGUCGAGGGACUUGUGCGAGUUGACGGAGACGUGUGCGAGAGAGUGGCGGGAGAGGAAUAGCUGGGGAAGCUGGAGUAUCGGAGGUGGUGGGACGGGUGUUGGGACGAGUUCGGUGCAAAAGGGGGGCGGGAGUGUGAAUAGUCCCGUGUUGGAGGAGGAGGAUCUGGAGAGGAUAGGCGGGCGGUACUGA